This is a messenger RNA of Cynara cardunculus var. scolymus (artichoke), 871 nucleotides long. RefSeq names its product auxin-responsive protein SAUR36. The record is from RefSeq and is a predicted model, not a curated record. Lineage: Eukaryota; Viridiplantae; Streptophyta; Magnoliopsida; Asterales; Asteraceae. Gene Ontology annotation, biological process: response to auxin. Bases 251 to 733 code for a protein of 160 amino acids. The transcript has a single exon.
CUUAAAUCCCACCUUCACACUGACCUGUUUGCUCAUCUUUCUGACUCAAUCUCCAACCUUUUCACCUCAUUUCCCAAUUCUAAAUACAACCCAUUUCGAAUCAUCACAAUCCCACUAAACCCUUUUCAUCUCAUCCAUCCUCAUCAACAAUACAAACACCAUAUCUAUAUCUAUAUCUACCCACACAACAUUACCCUAUAUCUAAUUCUAUACGCAUACCAUUUCAGUAAUCUCAAGACACCAAGUCCUCAUGGCCAUGAAACAAAUUCGAGGUUUCAGAAUUCGACUCAAGCUCGUUAAAGCCAUCAAAUGGGCGAUUCAAGAAAGACAGAAGGAUUCCGGUUACUGUAAACUAAAAUCAACAAAUUGUGCGGAUAAAGCCAUCACAAAGCUCUGCAAAUUCGGCAGGAAUUUGAAGACAAGUGUGAAAGAGUUAUGGUUUCGGAAAUCUGGUUCAAAUUAUAAUCGGGUCGGUGAUAAAACUCCGGUGCCGAGAGGGCACUUGGCGGUGUACUUUGGUGAAGAAGAAGAUGAUGCGCACCGAGUGUUGGUGCCGGUGGUUUAUUUUAAUCAUCCACUUUUUAGUGAUCUGUUAAGAGAAGCCGAGAAGGUUUAUGGGUUUAAUCACCGCGGCGGCAUCCGUGUACCCUGCCGGAUAUCUGAAUUCGAGAACGUACAAACCAGAAUUUCCGCCGCCGGUGGACGUGGUGGCAGAGGAGGAUAUGGGUUGUAACCCACGUCACCUAUUUUUCGUUGAGGCCAAUUUUUCAGAUUUAUGGGUUUAAUACAUUGUUUUUUUUUAUUUUAAUCCUCAAUUGUUAGUCUUUUGGUGACUUGUAAAUAUAAUUUCGAUUUUAUCUAUUUUAUUUCA